Messenger RNA from Sphaeramia orbicularis (orbiculate cardinalfish), 3136 nucleotides. RefSeq names its product p53 apoptosis effector related to pmp22 (gene perp). The record is from RefSeq and is a predicted model, not a curated record. The transcript has 3 exons. Gene Ontology annotation, cellular component: membrane; cell-cell junction. Bases 185 to 742 code for a protein of 185 amino acids. Gene Ontology annotation, biological process: cell-cell adhesion. NCBI's taxonomy places the organism in Eukaryota, Metazoa, Chordata, Actinopteri, Kurtiformes, Apogonidae.
UGAGCCAGGGAAGCAUUACAGGUUCGGGUGGAGCUAGCUUUUGUUAUCUCUUAUAGUCUGUGCGUUGACUUUUCCCUCUGCGUAAAGACGCGCUGAACGCAUUCACCGGACGGACUACUUCACCGCCGCUCGCCCUUUUUUUUUUUUGAUCCACUCCCAGCUCCGGCUACACUGAUCCUCGGUCAUGUUUCGUUGUGGUAUCGCCUAUCCCAGAUGCAGGUGGAUUCUGCCCCUGCUUUUGCUCUUCGCCCUUAUUUUUGACCUCAUCGCCAUCGCCGCUACUUCGGGAUGGGUCGAGGACGAGGACGCCAAGUCUCAUUACGCCAAUAUGUGGGAUCAGUGCCGAGGCAGGAACGACCACUGGGACUGCAAGUCGCUCAUGGAGUUCCCGUGGGCCCAGGCUGUAGCUGCUCUGAUGAUCAUCGGCUUCCUCCUCCUCCUCAUUGCCUUCAUCAUCUCGUGUUCGGCUCUGUGCUGCACGGUUGACUUCACACUUCUGCCGGCCAUAAUCGUACUUCUGAUCCUCGUUGUCAUUCUGCAGGUCAUCGCUCUGAUCAUCUAUCCAUCCAAGUUCAGUGAGCAGAUCUUCGAGGGUGACUACUAUUACACCUGGGCUUACGGCUUCGGCUGGGGGGCCACCAUCCUCUGCCUCGGCUGCUCCAUCAUCUUCUGCUGCCUGCCAAAGUACGAGGACGACAUAACCGGAAUAGCCAAGACCAAAUACAUCUACCAAUCUGACUAAAACCCCCGACCCAAUGCGGCCCCUGACCCAUUCCACUCCCACCUGGAUCUGUGCUGGCCAUUAAACAUUUUACACUGUACCAUUUCACCAAAGAUGGACGAUGGCUCAGUUAUGUGUGGAUUGACAGUGGGAAGCCGUGUUCUGCUGUACAAUCUGAGAGUGAAGUUAGAGGCAGCGGGGUGAUACUGUGGACUCUGUUUGGAUCGUUAAUGUACAGAUCUCUAUUUUCAAUUAAGAGUUUGUAUUCUGUUGUGGGGUUUUUUCACAUUUCAGUUAAACAUAUUCCUCGCUGUGCUUUUAUUUUUCACUUUAAUUCUCAAUGCAAUAUCACCCAAGUGCACUUAAGCUUAAGGGAUGUCAUUCUGCUUUAAACCAAUUUAUCUCAUAAAACUUUAAGAGGAAUCCGGGCUAAACACUUUGCACAGGACGCAAAUGGAAUUGAUCUGUCCCAUGUGUUAACGUUGCAUUUUUUUCACUGUGUGUGUUUAGGUUUGGUUUUUUUAGUUUUUUUUUUUCACUGUGUGUGUAUGUGUUUAGUUGUUUUUUUUACUGUGUAUGUUGGUUUGUCACAGUUGAGAAAGAAUAAAACAUGAUUAUCCAGAAGCUGAAUGUACUCAGACACACAUUAAAAUGUAUCUUAGGGGUCAUAUUUGCACCGUAAAGGCUUUUUUAAUGAUUCAUGUCAGCUAUUUGUCUCCAAAAUUUUGUACUUGUAUUUACUAAAGGAUAAAACUGUGGGAGUUUGCGGUGCUGUCAUCUGUUUUGAGACACUAUCAUUACACUUUGUGAGAAGACACUACAGUGUGAUGUGUGACAUAAUACUAAGUAUAUAAGUUCAACAAGCGUUUUCGGUGUUAUAUCCACACUUAAUGGAAUUUUCCUGCAGCUUUGAGCUAAUCGUGGGCUUGCUGCGUUGAUAAAAAUGUUAUAUUUCUGAGGUGUGAAGGGAACAAUUUAAAAUGAAAUUCUUAAUAUUUUAUCCAUUUUGAUUCUUGCCUCAAAAAGUGUUGAGUGAGUUUAAAGGACGCUACUGUUUUUAUUCUAUCACAGUUAUAUAUUAUUUUUGUAGGUAGCACCGAAAGAUCCAUUUCUAAAGCAUUUUCAGUGCAAAUUACACAAAAUCACAGUGUUUGUUCCAUGCCAAAAUGUGCUCAAAAUAGCAUCAAUAGUCUGAAGAAGAUGAUUGAAAUUAUGAUCUUUAUGUUUCUGCAGCGUUUCCCUGUUGGGAUGCAAGUGAAGGAUGAGAACAUAAAAGUGGAAUUUUCUAUGAGAAAGACUUCAACCAUGAAAGGCUUGAUUUGUCAAAGUCACAAAACUAAACAUACUGACUUAAGAUAGACUUUGAGGCCUGCACAUUCUGUUUGAAAGUGGGUCCUUUAGGCUGAUACCUGCAACAAGUAAAAACCUCUUUGGGUUUAAUCAGGUAUAUACACUGUUCAUUUAAGACACAAAUUAAAAGAAAAAGAACCUAUACAAAAACUUUAAUAAACACAUUCCAGGGGAAGUGUAAAUGUACUGCAAUAGAUGUCAAACUACAAGAAAGAAGCGAUAUAUGAAUUUUUGUCUGUCAAAAGUAAGAACUGUUCCAGGUGAAAAACAUUUUAGUCAGUGAAAUAAAAAGAGACUAAAUAGUUGUAAAUAAAACCAUAUAUUCCUCAAUAUGUUACAAGUUAGACGCUAAGCCGUUGGGGGUUUAUAUGAUGCUCUUUAAUGAAUCAUCAUCUGGUUUGAUAAGACAGGAAGGGUCAGGAUGUAGAAUCUUAUAUAACACUGUAUUAAAUAUGUGCCUUAGUUUACACACUUAUUGUUGUGGAGGCUUUAAUCAUUUUUACAUCUUAAUUUAGUUGCACGGACUGUAAUUCAGUUCAUGUUGAGACUAAAUUCAUGCCUGAAUGAGACCAAGUUGUUUUCUUUUAUUACACUGAACGGUUCAGAGCAAAAAAACAUUUUGCAAGUAUUGUAAUUGUCAAUCACAUUCACAAAUCAUUCUUAUUAUUUUUAUUUUUAUCUUUUUUUUUUCUUUUUUUUUUUUACCUUACCCACUAAGCAACAAAUCGUUCCAUGUUAUUUGUGUGAUUUGUUUUAUUUUAAAAAACAAACAAACUGUUAACAUAGUUUAUUAAAACUUAAAAACAGAAAAUAUUUGUAAAACAUGAGACACUAAGGACAGGAUUGUUUCAUAAUCAGAUGUAAAUUCAAGUAAUCUUGUUGUUUGCAACACCAGCUUUGUCAAUAAGUAACAAUAUUGUGUAUGGGUCUAUAUUGUACUGGAGAAUGUCUAUUAACAUUCAGUCAUUUCUGGAAAUCUGAAAACUGUAUUUCUGCUGUAGGUUGAGUUAAGUUUGGUAGUCUGUGUUUUUAAGCAAUAAAGAGUUUCUUUUUUGGAAAAAGCUA